GCACUAAUGGCGAGCACUUGAACUGCAGUUGUCGCUGGGGAUUCUCUGGAAAUGACUGUUCCACUGAGGAGUGCCAUGGACCUCUGGGUAUGCAGAGUGGUGAUAUCGAAGAUUGGCAGAUUACUGCACGACCCUUUCGUGACUACAGGUUUAGACCCAGUCCUGGGAGACUGCGUGAUGCGACAGGAGGAGCGGGGGAAGCUUGGAAACCCUCCUGGUUUUAUAGACACCCAUGGUUUCAGGUUCGCCUCCAUAAUGGAUACACUUGGGUUACAGGGAUAGCGACACAAGGAAGGGUGACUACAUACGCGCUGCUUUAUUGGGACUAUAUAGUUCGGAUGCAGUGGUACACGGAAAGAGGACAAACAUACGCAAAGGUAUUCACUGGAAAUACACGCAAACACCAUUAUUUUCGCAACGAACUUGAGACACCUAUCAGAGCUAGAUUCUUCCGUAUCUAUCCAUUGACUUGGAGAAUAAUAAUAGAAAUGAGGAUGGAGCUGUAUGGUUGUAAAGGUGAUCCAUGCAAUAAUAGCUUUUGUCUUAGCAAUGGCACAUGUCAGCGUAUAGAAUCCUGGCCGUACAGCCAAUGUACUUGUGUUUCUGGAUACGCUGGUUUUAAUUGUGGAACCCACAUAGGUGACCCUUACUACAACACUUCGUGUCCAAACGGUUGGACUUGUAAGCCAGUAAAUAGGUCCAUUGCUUUUAAGUAUGAUUCUACAUCGGGAAAAUACCUUUCUCUAUCAGGUCAUAAAUGCCAGUCUGGUCUAUGUCAGAAUGGAGGAACUUGCUCACAGGAUAACGUAAAUGAAAUAACAUGUAGUUGUCCUGCAGGAGUGUUUGGCUAUUUCUGUGAAUAUACACAAGAAAAUGUGUGUUCCGCCAACCCUUGUCUCAAUGGAGGAACCUGCUCGCCGAAUAAUAACGCACUGGGUUUUGAAUGCAGCUGCCGUUCAGGGUAUAUUGGAUUUAAUUGUGGCCUUCAAAGAGACAAUCCGUGUUCAGAUUCAGAUAACCCUGAACCUUGCAAAAAUGGCGGAAACUGUACGCAGCAGGAUACUGCCUUGGGAUACAUAUGCAAAUGCACAUCGGAGUAUAUUGGGUUUAACUGUGGCUUUCUGAAAGACGAUCCUUGUUUUCCUAACCCUUGUCGAAACGGUGGAAAUUGCUCUAGAGACAUUAGUCUAAAGGAUUUUAUUUGCAAUUGCACCUUUGGAUUUAUUGGUAAAAGAUGUGAGAGCAAGAUAGUUCAUGGGAAUUGGAGUCGCUGGACACCAUGGCCGAACUGUAACAAGCCGUGUAAUAACGGAACACGAACAAGGAGGCGUGCAUGUGAUAACCCAAGGCCCGCUUUUGGUGGGAAAAACUGCACAGGGUUAACCUAUGAGUCUGGGCACUGUAACCAAGUUAAGUGUCCAGCCGAGAGUGUAAAAUACAAGAUUAAGUUAAAAGGUGAAACAUGGAAAGAUUCUCUUGCGGUCCUAGGAAGUAAAAAAAACGCGGAACUUGCGGAUAGAAUAAAAGAAGCUGUUGAGGACUUUUAUCACAAGAGGAAUGAGAAUGUUGAAAUUGAGGAGCUAAAGUUCGAGAAAGGAAGUGUAAUUUGUAGUUUAAACGUCACCUACAAGAGCAUAGACUCGUUACAGAUCGUCUCUUUCCUGGAGGAAAUAGCAGAAGGAUUACUGGGGGACAUUCCAGUUGAGUUAGACAAGAUCGAAACCAGUAACGUACCCCAAAAAGCUCCUGUGGAUUUGGAAACCAAAAGCUCCAAAUCGACAAGUAUUGUCAUAAAGUGGAGGCAAAAUCACUCCGACCAAACUCUGGGUAACAUGAUCGUCUACAAAGAAGCUAACAAAAAGUUCAAGGCUAACACAAUGAAGUCAGUUCCACUCAAUACAUCUGAAGCGAUACUGGAGGAUUUAAAAAAAUUCACAAAUUAUACCAUCCGUGUGUUUGCCUUUUCGAGUAAAGGUAAUGGGGUGCCAAGUGAUGCUGUUACCGUAAGAACUCAUGAGGAUGUACCCAGUAAGCCUCCACGAAACGUGACAGCUGAGAGAUUAAAGGCUGCAGAAUCCAUCAACGUCACCUGGAAUGAAGUGCCGUUUGGUCACGUGAAUGGUCUGUUGAUGGGAUAUUCCAUAAAGUACCGAAGAGUGAAAACAGCCGAGAAAAAUGUAGUUCACUUGGAGGAGACGGCCAUAGCAAAAUCAACUGAUCUCUGGAUAGUACUCAAUGUUCAAACCUACUCGGUUUAUAAAAUCGAAGUGGCGGCUUUUACUCAAAAGGGCCUGGGACCUUAUAGUGAAUAUAUCUAUGGUGGUAGGUAUAGGUAUACGAACUAUUGGUCAACUCCGCCGUAUCUAAAAGUGAAUCUAAAAGGAAACACUCUGGAUGGCAUUUUUAGUCACAUUGUCACAGAUAUGAUUUAUACAGCUUGUGGAGAGUGUCCUGCACACGGUUUCACCGAAAUCAACUUGGCUUCAAACGGAAAUGGACAGCGAUCGGGCAAGGAAAGCCUUGUAGACGUUCUUGGUGACAUCGAUGAAGUUCCACAAAUAAGUUUUCCAAUCUACGGCAACAGAUACGUAACAAGAUUUGGGGGCGUUCACCCUUAUGUCAACCUUGUGGAGUCCCCUGGGUUGGCUUUUGUCGCCGCCAAGAGGACUCCAGGAGCAGCUGCAAGAAACAUUGUAAGCGCUGUGCUUUCGUGCUUUCCACUGGUACUACUGUCUGCAUGUAUGGCCUUUCUUUCCGGGUUCAUUAUAUGGCUUUUGGAUAUGAAGAACAACUCAGAUCAGUUUCCAGCCUGUUUUAGCAAAGGUAUCGGCGAAGGACUCUGGUGGUCGUUCGUCUCCAUGACUACCGUUGGCUAUGGAGACCGUUUCCCCUGUUCUGUUCCUGCCCGUAUUUUUGGUAUCGCAUGGACCCUCACUGGAAUCGUUA
Molecule: messenger RNA, 2946 nt
Organism: Pocillopora damicornis (cauliflower coral)
Lineage: Eukaryota; Metazoa; Cnidaria; Anthozoa; Scleractinia; Pocilloporidae
Biological process (GO): establishment or maintenance of epithelial cell apical/basal polarity; heterophilic cell-cell adhesion
Cellular component (GO): protein-containing complex; plasma membrane
Molecular function (GO): protein binding; calcium ion binding
Source: RefSeq, a predicted model, not a curated record